UUAUUUUCUUUUUUUCAAUUUAACUUGAUCGUUGUUGUUAAUCCAAUUCGUUUGUUAUGUUUAAUUUAAUUUAUUUGAUUUAUGUUCCAUCAAGAAAAAAGGGGAUAAGUUAAAUUUUGUUAAUUAUAAUCUUUGGAAAACAAUUGUAACCUUGAGCCAAUGGCUUUCUCAUUAGUAACGUAUCAUUAUCAUCACCAUCACCACCAUCAUCAUCAUCAUGGUAAUAAUAACAAUCAUGAACCUCUCAAUUCACAUAAUCUCAAAGGAAGUGAUGUUUCUGAUGCCUUAUCGUCAAACUCAGCUGAUUCAUCUGAAGAUACAUGUUAUUCAUCAUCAGAUGAAGAAGGUAACAGUAAAACCAAUACCACUACCACCUCAACAACAACAACAUCAACAACUAAUCAUAAAUCAACAACUUUACGAAGUGAAUCUCGGUCUGGUGGUUCGUCAAUCCAUAAAACAGCCAAACCCGAAGCUUGGAAAGCUCUUGUAGCAAUGGUCUACUUUUUUCUGGUCACAUGGAUAACAGCUUUUGUCAUGGUUAUCGUUCAUGAUAGAGUUCCCGAUAUGCAAACUUAUCCACCUUUGCCCGAUAUUUUUCUCGAUAACGUACCUUUAAUCCCAUGGGCUUUCCAAAUGUGUGAAUUAUGUGGUGUUGCUUUGUUUCUCAUCUGGUCCUCAAUUCUAAUCUUCCACAAACACAGGUUUAUUCUAUUGCGACGGAUGUUCUCACUUUUUGGAUCAGUAUUUCUACUUCGAUGUGUGACCAUGCUUAUAACCUCACUUUCUGUCCCUGGUCGACAUCUUAAAUGUACUGCUCGUCCCUACGGAAGUUGGAUUGAGAGGUUACAUCAAGCAUACUUAAUAUGGGCCGGUGGAGGAAUGUCCAUCAAGGGCGUCCGAACUUGUGGUGAUUAUAUGUUCAGUGGACACACAGUUACCUUGACAUUGCUCAAUUUUUUCAUCACUGAAUAUACUCCUCCUCGAAUGUACUACAUUCACACAUUAUCCUGGGUUCUGAAUCUGUUUGGUGUUUUCUUCAUACUCGCAGCCCAUGAACAUUAUUCCAUCGACGUUUUCAUCGCUUUCUACAUUUCAACAAGACUUUUCCUCUAUUACCACACUCUUGCCAAUAAUCGAGCUCUCUACCAGCGAGAUCGUAAACGAACUCGAAUAUGGUUUCCACUUUUCUAUUUCUUUGAGUCCCGUGUCAACGGAAUUGUACCUAAUCACUUCGAACAACCAUUUCGAUUGGAAUCGAUUAGAAAUUGGUUUCAAAAGAUGCGAAAAUCUAAGGAAUCAUAAUCAAUUCUUCAAUCAAAAGCCAAGCAAUUAACGAACAAUCUUCUUACUUUAUCAUCUUUUCAUCAUUUCCACCAACAAGGUCAAUACGGUCAAGAAACUUCACCUUAACAAUUAAGAAAGCAAAGGACAAAUUCAAACAUUUUUUUGCUAAAACUUCUAACAAUCAAUCAGUAGAUUGAAUUUUUGUAAAAACAAUUAACUCUCACCCUGUGUUUGCAUGAUAUUAUCAAGAUAAUGUCAUUUUUAAAUAAUAAUCAAUUUUUGUCAUCCAUUUUCAAGCAAUUACUUGAUUAUUAUCUAAAAAUGUUCAAUUAUAUUGACCAUUGCAUUUUUGAGUUAAUUGUUUCAAAAUGAUUAUUACAAAGUUUAUUUUUCGUUUAAUAGCUAAUUAUGAUCAACGAGAUUAAUCUCAACCUAACCUUCAUCUCGCUAAUCAUAUUUAUAUUUUUUUCUGUGUUUAUUUCUCUGAUUUCAAAAUGUCUUCCUUUUCAAUUGUUUAGUUAAUUGUUAAUCUCAUUUUUAGAAUAAGAUAAAAUUACUAUUAAUUGUGAUUUAAUCUUUUCUAAUUAAUGAUUCACCUUUACAGUCUACCAUUUGUUUCUUAUGUAGUUCGAUUACAUGUAUUUUCUUUCCUAUGUAAAAAAACUAACUUAUUUUGACGUGUUAAUCACCAGAAACUUCAAAACAAUUAACUUUUUCAAUUGCAAUCAGCGAACGAGAACAAAAAAAAACAACGAGACAAUUUAAUCUGAUUACGAAAAACAAAAGGAUUUCCAUGUCAAACUAUUCUAAUACAUUUCAUUUUCUGUGUAAAUUGUUAACUAAUCAUGUAUCAUAUGAAAAAAACAUGAUACUGUAUUUAAUUGUAAUUACUAUCAACUAAUUGCCGGUUAAUUUUAUUGUCAUAUCUUUGAAUGGACACAAAAAACAUAAUUCAAACAAAAUCAGUCUUCGUAAGUUUAAUCAACUACUUAUUGUCAUCAGAAGCUCAUAACAAUUAUAAUAUUGAUUCUGUAUUGAUUAAGAUUAUAAUCUAAUCAACUAUUAAUGUAAAAUCUUGAUUAUAUUUAUCCGUUGAUCCUAAAUUGUAAUUAUAAUGUUAUGAAAAUCAAUUUCAAAUUGGAAACUCAUGUAACCUGAAGCAGCAACAAUUUAAAUCGCAACAAUCCUAAUUGUUACAAAUAAAAAACUCGAACAACGAA
This is a messenger RNA of Panonychus citri (citrus red mite), 2507 nucleotides long. RefSeq names its product sphingomyelin synthase-related protein 1-like. The record is from RefSeq and is a predicted model, not a curated record. Gene Ontology annotation, cellular component: endoplasmic reticulum membrane; Golgi membrane. Lineage: Eukaryota; Metazoa; Arthropoda; Arachnida; Trombidiformes; Tetranychidae. The coding region runs from base 160 to 1305 and encodes 381 amino acids. The transcript has 4 exons. Gene Ontology annotation, molecular function: sphingomyelin synthase activity; ceramide cholinephosphotransferase activity. Gene Ontology annotation, biological process: ceramide biosynthetic process.